Molecule: messenger RNA, 2055 nt
Organism: Oxyura jamaicensis (ruddy duck)
Lineage: Eukaryota; Metazoa; Chordata; Aves; Anseriformes; Anatidae
Gene: SMPX
Product: small muscle protein X-linked
Exons: 5
Coding region: 171-437 (88 amino acids)
Cellular component (GO): M band; costamere; muscle tendon junction
Source: RefSeq, a predicted model, not a curated record
UUACACUUUGCUUCCCAACCACUGCAGCCUGGAGCAGCUCUCGGUGCCGUCCAGGCUGAAAGCAUCGGAGCUAUUUCAGACACAUUUAAAGGAUCACAGUCAAUAUCUCAGCUGGUAGAAGAGGCUACCUCUUUCAGCAUCGAAAGGAGGGAUAAGACUCUGUCUUAAAAAUGUCAAAGCAGCCAGCGUCACAUGUCAAAGCCAUUCAGGCUAAUAUUAACAUCCCAAUGGGAGCAUUUCGACCUGGUGCAGGCCACCCUCAUAAAAGAAAAGAACUAACACCUGAAGAAGCGGAAGAGAGUGUUCCUGCUACAGAGGAGGAGAAAGAAAAGAAGCAUCUCCCAGGAGCUAAGAAACUUCCAGGUCCUGCUGUCAACUUAUCAGAGAUUCAGAACAUAAAGAGUGAGCUGAAAUUUGUCCCCAGAGCUGAACAGUAGUUGGAACAAGCAGGUCCACUCAGAAACCUGCCCUGCAGAAGCUUACUCUCCUGCCAUCUCGAAGAGAUUUUGCUGCAUACACUGUUAAGAAUCCUUGAGCCACUUUUGCAAUCAGCAUCUUGAAGCUUUAGGGGAGAGCUGUUUAGAUACAGCUAAUAGAAAAAUAAUUGAAAACAAUCACAUUGUCUUCUCUGGGGCUUCAGCAACAUCCUGAGUUGAGUCAGGAGCCAUUAACCCUCACACUGGGUUGGAGUGUGAACCAUCUCCUCCAGAUUUGCACCUGAGUAUUUUCUUUAAAAUAAACAGAAGAGCAAUUUGAAAGCACAGUGAGAGAAGGAAUGUGCUGGUAGCCCCCUCCCCCUUCUGCACUGGCUCAGCGAUUAUCAUAUGCACCCAGGAUGCAGGAAUAAAGCAGUUCAACUCCUUCUUCUCCUCAAAAGGAUUAAACCCAAAAUUUCUUGCCUCCGUAGAGACUGGAGACUACCUCAGCAGGGGGAGCCUUUUCUAGACUUUGAACUAAAGCACGACUGCUGUGCAGAAAUGAAUUAAAAUUAAUCUGUAGACUGUGAGCCUGACGGCAGCUUAACAAGGAGUUCAGUUGUCAGUAGGGAAACCUGCUUCCUUGUGCCUUAGCAUGUGGACCGCUGUAUGCCUUGUCUUAAGGCUAAUUCAUGUAGCAACAGUUUCCUCAAGCUGUGCUUUAAAAGAAGGUGGCUGCUGCUGCAUUUUUUACAAAGCCUGAUGCAACAGGGUUGGUGUUGAAGAGGAAGGUAUCUGUGGGAACCCACCAUGCUUCUGGGUGUUGCUCAGUGUUACAUGUCUCCCCAGUACUCAGCUGAGCAGGUUUAUGAAAAAUCAGGUAUCUGUAGAUGAGUUUGAGCACAGUUUGAGAUUAUGGUAUAGUUAGACCAAAGUUUUGAGAAACAUCUCAAAGUUUUGGAGUGAAGCACCUAGGUUCCUGUUGCAACACAGGCAGUUAAACCACUAGGGUUCUGGCCCCCAUUAUUGAAGAGCACAAUCCCAUUGCCACUCAGAGCUAUGCUCUUAAAUCACUUAAGUGUGUGGUUCUCAAAAUCCCACUCCAAAUUUGUAUGUGCGAAUUGAAUAUUGUUCAUUGUUAAGAGUGAAUGCGCCUCUGUGUCCUUCUGCAACCCGAUCCAGGACACAUACUGAUACAGCUGCAUGAAUGCUCUAAAAGGAACUGCUUUAUGUAAAUCCUGAGAAAACCCUGUCUGUAGAGCUAAUAGACGAAAAUAAAUCUUUUCCACAGAAACUGUGAAUCACAUUGGUAAAAAUUCAAAAUCAAAAGUUAAUUGGUCUUAGAAGCCUGUUUUUAAUAGCAGCUCAUUCCUCUCAUCUUUUUCUUUUAUUUUCCUGUGGAAAACAUACUUUUUUUUUUUUUUUUUUAAAUUUGUUUAGGCAAAAACUAAUUUUGUGUUGUGAAACAGGAUGUCAUAGACAAGUUCAGUUUUACUCUAUGUCUUCCAAUCAGUCCUAAUACCUCAUGUCUAAAUGCUUGCCUGUCAUAGACUGCAAAAUCAAGAAGCAUAUUGACAGUACAGUCUUGUACAGGAAACAUGCUGCAAUGCCUUCAUUUAUGUUUUGGAGUAGAAAAUAA